AUGAAAUGCGACAAGGCUCUCCAGUGUCUCGUUGGCGGUUGGGGUUUCCUCAACGCCACUAUCUCCAACACCACCACCGGUGAAAUCAUCCCGGAGUGGCAUAGCCCAUACCCCUCCGGUGGUGCUGUCUGGACCUCGUCGGGUCACUUGUCCUUCAUCGUCACCUCCAACGACACCACCGAGGCCGAUGUCCGCCCCAAGGAGCUCUCUCUCCCGGCCAAGCCCACCGACCCCGACUCCCGCUGGGCUCUCGUGGGACAGCACAGCCUUGCUGUUCUCGCGACCACCCAGUUUACCGAGAUCACCAGCUGCGGCGGCGAGGGAGAGAAGAGGAUCAACGGACGUGACUGGGGCCAUGGCCGGGGCGGUAAGGGCCAGCAGGGCAAGCCUGAUUUCUACAAGUCAAAGGGCAACAAGGGUGACGAGGAUUGCGAUGGCAACGGCAAGAAGGGACCCUCUGGAACCUUGGUCAACGACGUCAUCUCGGCCACUCUCCCCAGCUGGGUCGGACUGAAGCUCGUCAACAACUUCGAGUUUUAUGAUGACUGCAAUGUUCAGGUCCAGCGCUCCCAGGUGGCUCCUGACCUGGUCCAGACUGUCUGGUUCUACCGUCGCCCCCAGGUCAACGUCUUCGCCUAG
Messenger RNA from Colletotrichum karsti, 639 nucleotides. RefSeq lists its product as uncharacterized. The record is from RefSeq and is a predicted model, not a curated record. Lineage: Eukaryota; Fungi; Ascomycota; Sordariomycetes; Glomerellales; Glomerellaceae. The transcript is spliced from 2 exons. Bases 1 to 639 code for a protein of 212 amino acids.